Leishmania braziliensis MHOM/BR/75/M2904 is the source of this 2988-nucleotide messenger RNA. RefSeq lists its product as hypothetical. Bases 1 to 2988 code for a protein of 995 amino acids. The record is from RefSeq and is a predicted model, not a curated record. The transcript has a single exon. Lineage: Eukaryota; Euglenozoa; Kinetoplastea; Trypanosomatida; Trypanosomatidae.
AUGGAGGAGGCAUCCGCGUCACCAUCUGCUGCGUCGACGGCACUAACUCAAGUGAACAUAGAGUUUUCGAACAACGACGCGUUGGUGCCGGCCCCCAAGGCACUGGUCGGCACCACUGACGAAGGUAGCCGUGCUCCUUGCAAUCGAAAUAGCCGACGCAUCCAGUUCCUCGACGACGGCAAGCUGUUCGAAGGCCACUUCACCGUCCAGUCGCGCAAUCUCAAAACUAUUAUCCAGUACCUGGCGAACCGGCAAAGCGAGCAGGAUGUCAUCAUCCAAGAUUUGCAGAAGCAAGUGCACCUGCUGCGUACUCGCCACGUCAAAGCCAGGCAGCGGGCGGGAGGGGGUGGGGGAGCGUCUCUACGGACUGCCACUGCCUUUGGUGAGCUCCCCGCUGGGCACGGUGUGGUAGAGCGGGUGAAGAGCAUCGAACAGUUCCUGCAGCUGUGGGGCGUGCGCUUAGGCGAGGUCGCGGCGCUUGUCGAGGAGCACGGCGAUCCCGUCAUCACCCCCGACGCGUACACCUCGUACCUGGUGGAUCUGCCGGCGUUUCGCUUCGCUCGUCGCGAGACGCGCGCUUUCGUGAUCAGUGCCAGCCAACAAGCCCCUAUGAGCACCGCCGCCACCGCUGCGUGCGACACGGCAGCGCGUCGACGCAAUACCAGCAACCAACCGAAACGAGAGACGGCCUCGGCUGGCUCUUCCUCCGAUACCCAAAAGAAGUGUGACGACGGUGCUACUGAGACAGCACUCGAGAAGGCGACUGCCGCACUCGAGAAAGCGGAGAUGCUCUUGGAAGAGCUGCGCAGCAUUCCGGCGCGACUACCGCCGCCAUCCACCACUAAGGCCCGUCGAGCGGAGAGUUCGGUAUCGGUCCCGGACAAGGGCAGCAGUGGCGGUGGCGGCAGCGCAAUCGAUCACGAGGCCCGCGCAGACAUUGAGGAACUCGCCGACUACGUGAUGCGCCGCUUCCAGGAGCUAGAGACACAGUCGAUCAUGACGGCAGCAACGGUGGCCAGGGCUGCUGCUGCGCCGCGAGCGGAGAAGGGUGGUGGCAACAGUGGAGGGGGAGGCGGGGCUGCUGCUGCCGCUAAGGCUGCCUCAGCACGCCCCAAGCAAGCGCCAGCGAAAAAGCCGGUCUCGAACACCAUCUCCCCCUCGUCAGCACCGGCUCCUUCUCCGCCGCCGGGUGUGGUACCUGGUGAAGUGAUUGAUACUGUUGCCCGCGAAGACGCUGCGGCAUCGCUUGACCUGCUAGAAGAACUGGAAGUGACGAUGGAGCGUCGGUUCAAGGAGGUAAAUGGUGUCCUUGCGAACAUUGCGGUGCGCACUGCUUCCAUGGCAAAGCGCAUCAGCGGCGGUGCUCCUUCUGAGGCUGAGACCGAAAAGCAGCAGCAGCGCACCGGCUCGCCGUCGUCCUCGAAGAGCGUGUCGAGCAAAUCACGAUCGCCAUCCUCAGGCAAGCAUGCCGACAAGAACACUGAGUUGAAACCAGCUGUGGAGGAUGUCGAGACGGAGGUGGAAGACGCCCGCGUGUCGGCGUCUGCAUCUCCUAUGCCAUCCUCAACCUCCAAAGUGUCUCGGCCGUCAAAAGGCAAGGCAAAGCAGAUUGUCAGUGACCCUGCUGAACCUCUCAUCCCAAGGGCCGGGGUCGAUCAGGUGGCCAGAGAGGAAACGGCGAUCCUCUCAGACCGAGUCAGCGACCUAGAAGAGGAGUUGCUGGAUCGGUGGAAGGCGAUGGAGGAACGACUGCGCAUUAUAGGCAGAGCGGCCAUGAAGCAGAGCGCAGCUAGCGCCGCCGCAGGGCCGGGCGGCACAACUGCCACAACGGUGAGCCGAGCCCCUGUGGUGGAUCGCAAAGCCCGCGAGGACGCCGCCCUUUCUCUCAUGCGGCUACAGCAGCUGGAGAAGGACUUAGUACAGCUGAAGCGACAGUGGGGUUCUGCAGGUGCUGCCGCCAGGUGUGCCCUUGGCAGCGCUGACCCACCUGCAGGCCCAAACGAGACGGCACUCACCCCGGCGGUCGUAUCCAUGGAACCGAGCGUGCUGCUGCGGGAUACGUAUGGAAGCAAAGUUGCUGACCUUGAGAAGGAGGUGGAGCAGCGAAUGGCGGAUGUAAAUGAGGCCAUUGCGCAGCUGAGUAGUGGGGCCAUAGGGAUCACGCCCGGCCUCGGCUCCGCUGGCUCGGCGGCGCGAGUCACGGAUGGCACUAGUCGAGUGGACGUGCUUUUCAAUCUUCACACGCUGGCGCGGACGGCCCCCUCAGCACCUUCAGCGGAAAGCCUCGCAAUUUUGCCUGACCAGACGCAAGCGCAUCGAUCAGCGGUCACUUCACCCUCCGCUACAUCGGCUCAAAGCCACCUAACCUUACGGGCAGUGGACGCCGAUGCGCUUCCCGCUGUAGCAACAGAGGGCUGCUUGCCGGAAGUGAACCCAUCGCGGCGCGCUGAGAUGUAUCAGUCGCUGCUGGCACUCGGCUACGGCAAGAGCUCCGACGCGGGUCUCUUCACCGCCUACCCAAUGAAUGACACACCCUUGGGGGCUAAGCGCACGACAAUCAGCCGCCUACGCCCGCCUGACGAGCCAACGUUUGGCUCCAAUCUUGUACAGCGUGCCGUGAUUGACCUGCCGGCAGACACCACGAUAGCCGCUGCCGAGGAGGCUGUCAAUGCGGCGGAAAGGCGGAUUUCUGUUGCGAGUGGCACCGCCGCUGCCGCGCCUCUUGCUGCCGGUGUGCAGCGUGAGGCUGUUGCCGCAGCUAGAUCUUCACACCUCGAAGGUCGCUCCUUCUCCGUUUCUCCUCUACCCGGGGCUCCCAACGGCAGCAUCGCACGUGUGCGCAUGUCGGAGGUGAGAGGCGUGUCAUUUACAACGCCGAAGUCGCCACGUGAGCGCCGCCGCGAGACUCUUGGUCACACCGAGCCGUGCCUGGUUGUCAACUGCGCGUGGUGCGAUGCCGAGAAGGCACCGGAGUCGGUCAUCACGUAA